GCAGCUCUCGGGGGAGUGUGCCUGUUGUACAAUACUUAUGGUAGCUGCUUUAUCUCCUUGGAGCCCACAACAAUAGAGGGAAAGAUUUGUACAAACACCAAUGGCUGGGACUGUUGCUUGGGACUGUGAUUCCCCCCCACCCAGUGACAUGGGCUAAAUGAAACAGCACAGGAUCAUGGGAAUGAUGGAAGUGUGUGAGUACAGGCUGCUCAGUAGCCCGGUCCUACGCUGUGCCAAGGUGCCAAUGUGCCAGCGCUGUGAGACUUGCCUGCUGAGUAGGAGACAUGCCCAGACCAAGGAAUGGCUAGGGAGAGCCAGCGACGCCUCCCACAGGAGAUUCCUCUUUGGGGUAAUUAGGAGGCUGCAGAGCCUGGAACUGCUGCAAUACCUAGAGAAGGUGCUGCGGCCAACAUUGGGCAAGGACUUCACCUACAGCCGCUCCCGUAUAAACCCCAGCCUCAGGCAGGACCUGGGCACCUCCGGCUCCGACAGGGCGCUAAACAGGCGACUUCUGCUGCAAUUUAUGCUGGAGACUUGGGAAUGGCUCAAGCACGCCCCCUACUGGAGCAAAGCAAAUUACACACUGCUGCUGCUACAAAUGUGCCCCCCAAAUCUAGUGCACAGUGCUGCCAAUCUGAUCCACGUGCUCAUCAUGCAGGAGAUGCACCCCCAUACUAGGAAGGCAGUGACGCCUAUGGGCCACUCUAGGGCAACGGGGCAAGAUGGAACGCAAGGACCGGAUCAAGCUGUAUCCUCAGAUGACCCCUCCAUCAUGAUGGUGCCGACGUCAUUUAAGUCAACAUCGGGAGUCAGUUUGUACAAAGACUUCAUCUGCUGCCUGCCUGUCCAUCUGUCCAAGCGCAUCCUCGGGUUCCUAAAUAAGAAGUCCCUAUUCAGUUGCCUGUUUGUAUCCCAGUACUGGUACUAUCUAAUUAAAGAAACCCUGCAGGAUCUAGAUGCUGAACGAUUAGUGCGGAAUGAAGCCAUGAUCCUACAGGGUACGUCCUACAAAGGUGUGAGUAUCUCCUAUGCCAAAAUUCGAAGUGUUCCAGUCCCAAAAGUUGGUGAGGGUGGAAAUACCAUUAAUGCCGUGGAGAGGAAGUUCUACCAGGAAACAAAGACCGGAGAGAGCCUAGAAGCAGCUUAUAUUGAUACUGAGACAACCUCGGUCCCCUUGGAAGAGAGAAACCUUUUCUGUGGCUCAUACAAUGUUCUCAUACUAACGGGACAAGGAGAUCACCACAGAGUGAUCCACUUUGAUGGAGGGCGGCUCGUUGCCGUUGGCUCAGUCGACCGCAAGGUGAAGCUGUUCGACCUGGUGGAGAUGAAGCAAGUGCCCCCACUGAUUCAUGGGCAUGCUGGGAGCAUCCGGCGAGUCUUCCUCUGUGAGGAGAGAGGAUUUCUGUUCAGCGGGGGGUUUGACUUAAGCAUCAGGCAGUGGGCCGUGGAGUCGGGGGUGUGUAUGAGAAUCUUUCAUGGCCACAUGAAGACCAUCACCAGUCUGGAUGUAGAAGAAGAUCUGUUGGUUUCUGGUGCUAAAGACUGCCAUGUUAAAGUGUGGAAUAUACCUACAGGCAAGUGCCUGCGCACCUUUAAGCACAAGGAUCCCGUUCUGUGUGUGAGAAUAAAGGAGCGCUACGUGGUGAGCGGCUGUGAGAAAGGCCUCGUCAAACUGUGGCAUAUGGACUCCGCUACACUCAUCAAGACUCUGACAGGUCACAGUGGCCCAAUAAAAUGCCUUUCCUUCGACCAAUGGCAUCUGAUAUCCGGAAGUGCUGAUGGCUACGCUAUCGCCUGGAGCAUGAUGGGAAACUUUCAAAAACGUCUUUGCACUUUCAGGCACCCAAAGGAGGUGCUGUGCAUGGAAUUCCUCUACCUCAGAGUCAUCACAGGGUGCGCUGACGGCAAAAUCCGGGUGUUUAAUUUCCUGAAUGGAGAUUGUCUAAGAGUAAUGAGGGCCAAUAGCCGAGCGGAUCCGGUGAUGUCAUUAUGUAUAAGAGAUAACAGAAUGGUCAUCAAUACGCCAGCCAGUAUCAUGAUUUUCCAGUUUGAAGAGGUUUCGUGGGAUUACUCGCAGGCAUCUGAGCGAGUCGAUGUUCUGAAAGAAAGAGACAAGUUUAAGUCGGCUCCUCUCAGGGUCCGGCCGUACAGCUACGUGCGGGCACAGAGGAUGAAGCGGGUGGGAUCAAGCAAUGUAAAGAUGUACCAACAGCAGGAAGAAGAAGUAAAUAGGGAGGGCACCAGUAGGCUGUCCCACCAUGCCAGGAGCCUGUCAGCAAAGAGUAUGAAGAGAGCCCAAGAUCUGCACCAGGAAUCUCUGAAGCCGGUAACUUGGCCCGAACUGAGGAAUUUCCGCAGAAGCUUUGCCUACAUUGAUCUGCAGCCUGAGUUCUAUAAGAAGUCUCCUUCAGCCAGCUGGCCCCGUACGGCCCCCAGAGGCAGCCCAGAGCCAAUCAGCAGGGAAAGCACAGCAACCGAGCUGAAAGCAAGGGAUGAUUCAGAUGCUGAAUCUGGAUAUGGUUCCCCUGGGCGCAAGUCCGCCCUCUCCGUAAGUGAGAGCGCAACUCUGGAGCGCAUAAGAAAACGCGGACCUCACUCUGCGAUGAACCCCGACCAAAUACUUCUUAAAGUCGGCGCCAUGAACUACACGCAGAGGUCGGACCAACUUGCAUGGAAUGGCGAAUACAAUGCAAUGGUAAGGGACGCUUGGGGUCCUCAAAUGUCCCCCCAGGAGCCCCAGAAAAGAUUCUCCGACUCCCAACUAAAGGAAAGGCGGAAAGACAAUGCAGUCACGCGUUUGGAGCGGAUAGAAUCUUCUGCAGAGAUAAAAACCACAGUCACUCCGUUUGAGCUGAGAAAGCUGAGCCUCAAGCUGAAGGAGUCCCUUCAUGGCUCGGAGACCCCGUCGUCUAUUCCGCCUCCCGUUUUACUACGUGCACAAACCAGUUUGAAUAGGAAGAAACGCGUCGCGCUCCCCCGGAGGACAGCUUCCGCCGUGGAAAGCGGAGUAAAGCAGAUCGGAAAGUACACAAGCUGCGAGUCCAUACAGCCGGUGAAAAUGGUGAUGGGCCAACGUGAGAGACCGCCCCAGAGGAAGAGAGCUCCCGAGAGAGCCGUGACUGUUAAUCCCUACAGAGAGAAGAGUGGCUUCCAGCUCCUCACAGUGCAGCAGAUGAAGGAAUACGAGGCUGAGAAGGUGGCUCAGUACCAGACGGCGGAGGCCCACGUACAGGCCAAUAGGGACCAGGAGAGCAGGAAAGCGUGGCUCAGGAAAAUCAAAGGGAAAAAUAUUGAUCAUUUUACCAAAGAAGGAAAAAUUGCAGCUCCGGAGCUUGGACCCAAUGUUUUUCUUUGAUUAAAAGCAAUUAUUAUUAUAAACCCUGUGUGUGAGGAUAAGGUUGUCUGUUUUUCUAAGAAUCUCUUACUUUCUGUGUGUACAGCAAAAGGAUAUUUUAAUAAAUAAACAACAAAAGAUGAAUGCC
Xenopus tropicalis (tropical clawed frog) is the source of this 3482-nucleotide messenger RNA. It is a transcript of the gene fbxw10b, whose product is annotated as F-box and WD repeat domain containing 10B. NCBI's taxonomy places the organism in Eukaryota, Metazoa, Chordata, Amphibia, Anura, Pipidae. The transcript has 13 exons. The record is from RefSeq and is a predicted model, not a curated record. The coding region runs from base 158 to 3355 and encodes 1065 amino acids.